GACAGAAUUGACCGUAGCAGCAGCAGCAGAAGCAGCAGCAGCAUCAGAAGGAGCAGCAGACUCAGCAGCAGCAGCAGCAGCAGCAGCAGCAGCAGUAGCAGCAGCAGCAGCAGCAGUAGCAGCAGCAGCAGCAGCAGCAGCUGAAGGAGCAGCAGCAGCAGCAGCAGCAGCAACAGCGGCAGCAGCAGCAAUGGCAGCAGCAGCAGCGGCAGCAGCAGCAACAGCAACAGCAGCAGCAGCAGCAGCAGCAGCAGAAGGAGCAGCAGCAGCACAAUUGGGUUGGAUUGACACCCCAACACAGGUGUACACCCAACUAGGGAUGUAAACACAAUAUACACAACUAGCAUAG
Messenger RNA from Closterium sp. NIES-67, 349 nucleotides. The record is from the annotation of a GenBank genome assembly. NCBI's taxonomy places the organism in Eukaryota, Viridiplantae, Streptophyta, Zygnematophyceae, Desmidiales, Closteriaceae.